AUGCACUACCUGUGGAACGACGAGUUCGGGGCCUACUACAAGGGAAUGGGCUGCAAGCGGCCCAUGGACCCGGUGAGCCCAUUCGUCAAGCUUGAGGUGGUCCCGUCCGCGACCGACCCGGCCCACCUGGUCCACCUACGCUGCGGCUACAGCGACAAGUUCCUGAGGCUGGUGGAGAUGGACGGCGUCCGGUUCGUCUUCGCCACCGCCGACUCGCCGGCGGAGGAUGCUGAUGGGGAGGAGUCGACGCUGUUCGACGUCGUUUUUCCAGCAGACGAGCCGGGGGCGGUGGGGCUGCUGCACGUGCGGACCCAGCGGCACGUGAGGACAUUUUUCAACGAGGGGUACAGCGACGAGAUAAACGGCGUCGCGUGCGCGUACUCUACGGAUGACGUGGGGAGCAUGGAGCGGUACACGUUCGCGCCGUGGGUGGCGUACGGCGGGGAGGCGUAG
Messenger RNA from Linum tenue, 453 nucleotides. NCBI's taxonomy places the organism in Eukaryota, Viridiplantae, Streptophyta, Magnoliopsida, Malpighiales, Linaceae. The record is from the annotation of a GenBank genome assembly.